This is a messenger RNA of Sclerotinia trifoliorum, 2394 nucleotides long. The record is from the annotation of a GenBank genome assembly. Lineage: Eukaryota; Fungi; Ascomycota; Leotiomycetes; Helotiales; Sclerotiniaceae.
UCGCCUUGGCCUUGGAUAUGAUUUCGGCUAUACCCCGCAUUGCGCUUGUUAUUGACAAACUUGAUAGGUCCACCAAGUCGUAGACUCGCAGGUAAGUUUUAGCUAGAGCAAGUAAGUAGCUAACUCUGGAUAGGGUAUUCUCGCUCUCAACCCAAUUUAGGAAUGUACAACCGCUUAUCUAUGGAAGGGGGAAAGGGUUCUUGAGUACAAUACAAUAUAAUAACUUAACGCGGUCCUGUGUCCCGGAUAUCAAUGGCUUUAAAUUCCCCCUCCACAAACCUGGUGCCCCAGCCUUUCUGCAUUUCUACAUUUCUUCCUUCUAUAUUCUUGUCCUUCAUAUUGCAUACACACAUUUUCACAUAACUGCUGCUUCUGCUGGCUUUUACUCAAAAUGGUCUAUUUACUUGAUUAUUUCCAGCAUCGAAGGGAUUGGUAAGUAUUCAUCCCACCGUCACCUGUCGUUUCUUGUCGUUAUCAAACAAUCUCGAGGGAACUCCACGCCGUCGGGGGUUAUCUUCAUCAAUGUCUAACACUACAUUAUAGUCAAUUCAAACAAGCGGAACGAGCCCAACACAUACAAAACCUUACCAGCUAUCACGGAGCAUUUACGGAUUCAGAAAGACAAGUGCUAUCAAAACCAAUUGAAGAACUCGUUCAAGAUGUUCACAAACAAGCUAUUCAACCAAUCGAUAUCCUACGCGCAUACGGAAAAGCUGCCCUUAAAGCUCAUGAGAAAACGAAUUGUGUGACGGAGGUUAUGAUUGAUGCUGCUGAAGGCUGGACAACUGAUGGAAGUAUCAAUAUGGAAGGUCCUCUGGCAGGUAUUCCCAUAAGUCUAAAAGAUUCAAUUGUAGUCGGUGGUUUCGAUACAAGUGUAGGAUACAGUGGGAACGUUGGCAACAAAAUAGAAAAGGAUGGCACCUUGGUGAGGAUACUAAAGGAUGCUGGAGCAAUUCCAUAUGUUAAGACGAAUCUUCCAAUUACAUUACUAAGUUUCGAAUCUACAAACGAUCUUUGGGGACGAACCACAAACCCUCAUAACAGCAAAUAUUCACCGGGUGGAUCUACCGGAGGUGAGGCUGCUUUGUUAGCUGCUGGCGGUGGACGGAUUGGAAUAGGCUCAGAUGUUGCUGGGUCGGUUAGAGUUCCAGCUCAUUUCUCAGGAAUUUAUAGCUUGAGAUGCUCAACUGGAAGAUGGCCUAAGAAUGGGGUGUGCACUAGUAUGCCAGGUCAAGAGGGUAUUCCUAGUGUGUUUAGUCCUAUGACAAGAACUUUGGGAGAUCUCUCAUAUUUCACAAAAUCUAUGAUUGGUAUGCAACCAUGGAGGUAUGAUUACAGUGUUCAUCCCAUUCCAUGGAGAGAGGAGGUAUGGAAGGAUUUCAGCGAAAAAAAGAAGUUUAGAGUCGGUGUGUUGAGAACCGAUGGAGUCGUUGAUCCAAGUCCCGCUUGUAUGAGAGCCAUGGAUGAGGUAGUAGCUACACUUGAAAAGGAUGGCCAUGAAGUUUAUGAUGUUAACCCACCAGCUCCAUAUGAAGCACUUUACAUUGGCUCACAACUUCUCAACUCGGACGGUUGCAGAACAUUUAAAUCAUUCUUCAGAACUGGAGAAUGGGAAGAUCCAGGAGCAAAGGCGAUGAGCUGGCUUAUGUCUUUACCAAGACCAUUCAAAUGGAUAUAUUGGGCUUGGGUUAAGUAUGUCAGAAGGGACGAUAUCUGGGCUGGUUUAAUCAAAGAAUGGCAUCAAAAAUCUGCUUACGAGCAAUGGAAAUUUGUCAGCAAGAGGGAAGCUUACAAAGCUAAGUUUCAUGCCUGGUGGGAAGAAGAAGUGAAACUUGACUUCAUGAUCACUCCACCAAAUGCAACACCAGCAGUACCUCACGACGGAAUGAGAGACGCAGUUAGCAGUUGUGGUUACACUUUCUUGUUCAAUCUUGUAAGUGCAUUACAUAUAUUUUCGAUCAAUCAGCUAACAUGAAAAAUAGCUCGACUACACAACAGGUAUUAUGCCCAUAACCCACGUCGACAAAGAACUCGAUCACCUCCCUUCAAAUUUCUCACUCAAAUCUUUAAAUGGAGUCGCAUAUGGUGCCUAUAAGCAUUAUGAUGCAACUGCUAUGCACGGACUUCCAGUCGGAAUUCAAGUAGUAGGUCAGCGAUUACAGGAGGAAAAGGUACUUGCUAUUAUGCAUAGAAUUGAAGAUUUAUUGGGCGAAAAUAAAUAUGAACUUCUGGAGAUCGAUUAGCAAGGAGGAUACAUUAUGAAUGGCGGUCAGCUUGUCUUUAAGAGCGAAAUCGGAGUCAGGUGACAUGCAUUACGCAUGGAUUUGAUUGAGUAUUUAGAUUCGGCCUCAUAUAGAAUGAAUUAUUAAGUACCUUCAAAAGUAUCAAUGCCAU